AUGACAAAACACACAGAUCUCUUUUGUUUUGUCAUUGAAACCACCUAUUAUCCUAUUAGAAGACAACUUUCCAUUCAGAAUACUAGUGGCUUCCAUUUCACCAUCCACCUUCCACCAUCCACCUACCUGCCAUCCACCUUCCACCAUCCACCUACCACCAUCCACCUACCACCAUCCACCUACCACCAUCUACCUACCACCAUCCACCUACCACCAUCCACCUUCCACCAUCCACCUACCACCAUCCACCUACCACCAUCCACCUACCACCAUCUACCUACCACCAUCCACCUACCACCAUCUACCUACCACCAUCCACCUACCACCAUCUACCUACCACAAUCCACCAUCUACCUACCACCAUCCACCUACCACCAUCCACCUACCACCAUCUACCUACCACCAUCCACCUACCACCAUCUACCUACCACCAUCCACCUACCACCAUCUACCUACCACCAUCCACCUACCACCAUCUACCUACCACCAUCCACCUACCACCAUCUACCUACCACCAUCCACCUACCUGCCAUCCACCUACCUGCCAUCCACCUACCACCAUCCACCUUCCACCAUCCAUCUACCACCAUCCACCUACCUGCCAUCCACCUACCUGCCAUCCACCUACCACCAUCCACCUACCUGCCAUCCACCUACCACCAUCUACCUACCACCAUCCACCUACCACCAUCCACCUACCUGCCAUCCACCUACCUGCCAUCCACCUACCACCAUCCACCUACCUGCCAUCCACCUACCACCAUCUACCUACCACCAUCCACCUACCUGCCAUCUCCUUACCACCAUCCACCUACCACCAUCUACCUACCACAAUCCACCAUCUACCUACCACCAUCCACCUACCACCAUCCACCUACCACCAUCUACCUACCACCAUCCACCUACCACCAUCCACCUACCUGCCAUCCACCUACCACCAUCCACCUACCACCAUCCACCUACCUGCCAUCCACCUACCGCCAUCCACGUACCACCAUCCACCUACCACCAUCCACCUACCACCAUCCACGUACCACCAUCUACCUACCGCCAUCCACGUACCACCAUCCACCUACCACCAUCCACCUACCACCAUCUACCUACCACCAUCCACCUACCACCAUCUACCUACCACAAUCCACCAUCUACCUACCACCAUCCACCUACCACCAUCUACCUACCACAAUCCACCAUCUACCUACCACCAUCUACCUACCACCAUCUACCUACCACCAUCCACCUACUGUACCACCAUCCACCUACCUGCCAUCCACCUACCUGCCAUCCACCUACCACCAUCCACCUACCUGCCAUCCACCUACCACCAUCUACCUACCACCAUCCACCUACCACCAUCCACCUACCUGCCAUCUACCUACCACCAUCCACCUACCACCAUCUACCUACCACAAUCCACCAUCUACCUACCACCAUCCACCUACCACCAUCCACCUACCACCAUCCACCUACCACCAUCCACCUACCUGCCAUCCACCUACCUGCCAUCCACCUACCACCAUCCACCUACCACCAUCCACCUACCACCAUCCACGUACCACCAUCCACCUACCACCAUCCACCUACCACCAUCUACCUACCACCAUCUACCUACCACCAUCCACCUACCACCAUCCACCUACCACAAUCCACCAUCUACCUACCACCAUCUACCUACCACCAUCUACCUACCACCAUCCACCUACCACCAUCCACCUACCUGCCAUCCACCUACCACCAUCCACCUACCACCAUCCACCUACCACCAUCCACCUACCUGCCAUCCACCUACCUGCCAUCCACCUACCUGCCAUCUACCUACCACCAUCCACCUACCACCAUCUACCUACCACCAUCCACCUACCACCAUCCACCUACCACCAUCCACCUACCACCAUUCACCUACCACCAUCUACCUACCACCAUCCACCUACCACCAUCCACCUACCUGCCAUCCCCACCUACCACCAUCCACCUACCACCAUCCACCUACCACCAUCCACCUACCUGCCAUCCACCUACCUGCCAUCCACCUACCUGCCAUCUACCUACCACCAUCCACCUACCACCAUCUACCUACCACCAUCCACCUACCACCAUCCACCUACCACCAUCCACCUACCACCAUUCACCUACCACCAUCUACCUACCACCAUCCACCUACCACCAUCCACCUACCUGCCAUCCACCUACCACCAUCUACCUACCUGCCAUCCACCUACCACCAUCCACCUACCACCAUCCACCUACCUGCCAUCCACCUACCACCAUCCACCUACCUGCCAUCCACCUACCACCAUCCACGUACCACCAUCCACCUACCACCAUCCACCUACCUGCCAUCCACCUACCACCAUCCACCUACCUGCCAUCCACCUACCGCCAUCCACGUACCACCAUCCACCUACCACCAUCCACCUAUCACAAACCACCUACCACCAUACACCUGACACCAUCUACUCUUUUUUGGCCCAAACGUAUGUGCCUGACGUUUCUUUUUUUCCAGUCUUGCUACAUCCAUAG
This is a messenger RNA of Knipowitschia caucasica, 2520 nucleotides long. NCBI's taxonomy places the organism in Eukaryota, Metazoa, Chordata, Actinopteri, Gobiiformes, Gobiidae. The record is from the annotation of a GenBank genome assembly.